AUGAAGGCCAUCGAAGUUAAAACAGGGAUGAAGAUAUCUUGGGACGCACGCUAUUCAUUAAGUCUAUUGAUUUUACUAUCAUCGAUUCUUUCUCUGUGCAACGGCCAAGAUUAUGGAAUGCCGGGCGAAGACGGAGCAGGAGGAGGCGAGCCGCCGCCUGAGAUGGCGAAUUGCAACGGUAUUUUCCUGAGCUAUAGCUUUGGCAGCCGCGAAAGAGAGUACCCGCACGUCAAGAACGUGACCGCGCAAUCGUGGGCGUUUAAAUCGUCUGCGAUGAUUGUAAACGCGGGUAGGGAAGAGCUUAAGGGAUGGCAAAUGUUCAUAGGGUUUCGUCACAAGGAGCUGAUCGUUUCUGCAACUGGUGCGGCUCUAAUGGACGGAGAUUAUCCUCUGGAUGCUAGCAAUGGAACCACGUUCGUCGGAACGCCAAACACGGAUUUGAAAACAUCGAUUGAAACCGCCGGUGAUUUCACUCAGAUAUCAACGAAUAUCGAAAUCACCGGGACUCUUUUCGGAGUUGCAAAAGGGGUCACACCAAUGCCGAGAACUAUUAAGCUCAACAACGACGGUUGGGAAUGCCCCGCCGCAAAGAGAAAAGGAGGAAAUAUGCACGUUUGUUGCAAGAGAAACCCUAAGUUCAAGGUCAAGACUGGGCCAAGGACAAAGUUUGCACCGAGAAGGUACGGUGAUCUGAACAUAGUCUACGACGUUCUGCAAUCAUUCGACAGCAACUACUUAGCCCAAGUGACCAUCGAUAACGAUAAUCCUCUCGGGCGGUUAGACCGAUGGAACCUGACUUGGGAAUGGAUGCGAGGAGAGUUCAUAAACACGAUGCGAGGAGCUUACACUCACAAGAAAGAUCCAUCUGAAUGUCUUUACAGCAAAGCUGGAAACUAUUACAAAGACAUGGAUUUCUCUCAGGUCAUGAAUUGUCAGAAGAAGCCAGCAAUUUCCGAUUUGCCUCCAGAGAAGAAAGACGAUAACGUGACUGGAAAGUUACCUUUCUGUUGCAAAAACGGAACUCUCUUGCCACCUAUCAUGGAUCCUUCGAAAUCUCGAUCCAUUUUUCAAUUACAGGUUUUCAAGUUGCCUCCUGAUCAGAACAGAACAGCUCUAUACCCACCUCAGCAUUGGAAAAUCGAUGGUGUUCUCAACCCGCAGUACAAAUGCGGGCCACCGGUUCGGGUCGACCCGUCUCAAUUCCCGGAUUCUAGCGGUCUACCUGCUAUAACCUACGCCAUCUCCAGCUGGCAAGUGGUCUGCAACAUAACCAAACCCAAAGCUCAGGCCUCAAGAUGUUGUGUCUCAUUCUCUGCCUUUUACAACAACUCUGCGAUUCCUUGCAACACUUGCGCUUGCGGAUGCAAUGACAUCGACACCGACACUUGUAAUGCCAACCGUAACCCUCUCCUCCUCCCUCCCGACGCUCUCCUAGUCCCGUUCGAAAACCGAACCUUAAAGGCCAGAGCCUGGGCUAAGCAGAACCACAUGCCAAUGCCCAAGAAACUUCCUUGUCCGGAUAACUGCGGAGUCAGCAUUAACUGGCACGUUAACACGGACUACAGAAACGGUUGGACGGCGAGGUUAACCGUUUUCAACUGGAGAGACUUCGCGUUCGAGGAUUGGUUUGUAGCGGUUGAGAUGGGAAAGGCAAGUCUAGGGUAUGAAAACGUUUACUCCUUUAACGGCACACGUGUUCCACCAAACAAUCGAACCGUUAUGUUCCAAGGACUGCCUGGUAUGAACUAUCUUGUGGGUCUAGUUAACGGAACCAUAAGAAGCCCUCCCGUACCCGGGAAGCAACAGUCGGUCAUCUCCUUCACCAAGAAAAACAUCAAUGGACUGAAUAUACCAGAAGGCGACGGUUUCCCAACGAAACUUUUCUUCAAUGGAGAAGAAUGUGCACUUCCAAAACAUUUCCCAAAGAAGAGCUCAGGACAUAGACGCGGUAUCAGCGUCCUCGUGUCCUUUGUUUUAGCUCUGGCCGUGGCUUUUGCACUAAUCAUGGAUUAA
Thlaspi arvense is the source of this 2013-nucleotide messenger RNA. The record is from the annotation of a GenBank genome assembly. NCBI's taxonomy places the organism in Eukaryota, Viridiplantae, Streptophyta, Magnoliopsida, Brassicales, Brassicaceae.